AUGAAGAUCUCUGUGAGUUUUAUGCUGUUGCUGCUGCUCGGUGCCGUCCCCCCAAGUGAAAGUGUUGAGUGCCAGCGUGCUUUUCCCGAAGACAUCUACGCUGUGCUGAGAGAAACAACUGCAUCGUUGGUUCAACUGAAGGCGGACAUGACGUUGCAGGCUACCGGUCAAGCAGCACAGCUAAAGACUGAAGUGGACAAGCUGAAGCAACAACUGAAAGAACAAUCAGAACAGCAGAAGACUGAAGUGGACAAGCUGAAGCAACAAACGCAAGUCCAACAGGUUGCUUUCUCAGCCUCUCUGGUGGUUGCAGGUGAAUCACGUAUUGGACCCGUUAUAUCAGACACUACCCUGAUCUACAAAUACGUCCCCACCAACAUCGGAAAUGCCUACAACUCAAACACAGGUCUGUUCACUGCCCCGGUGAGAGGAGCGUACCACUUUGAGUGGCAUUUUGCUGGAGACAACAGCGGCGGUUCAGCGGGUUGGUUGGUCAAGAACUCACAGAAUGUUUUCGCCGUAUACGAGCGACAGGCGAGCGGUUUUAUGAGUGCUUCUAAUGGUGUCACACUGCUGCUGGAGGUGGGAGACAUUGUGUUUGUGCGUCUGGCGGCUACCAGUUUCGUGUUUGACAACCUUAAUCACCACACCACCUUCAGUGGCCAUCUGCUGUUCCCCAUCUAAGACAGAAACAGCAGCUCUGUGAUA
Molecule: messenger RNA, 708 nt
Organism: Perca flavescens (yellow perch)
Lineage: Eukaryota; Metazoa; Chordata; Actinopteri; Perciformes; Percidae
Product: complement C1q-like protein 2
Exons: 5
Coding region: 1-684 (227 amino acids)
Molecular function (GO): protein binding
Source: RefSeq, a predicted model, not a curated record